Molecule: messenger RNA, 2813 nt
Organism: Eurytemora carolleeae
Lineage: Eukaryota; Metazoa; Arthropoda; Copepoda; Calanoida; Temoridae
Gene: drk
Product: protein enhancer of sevenless 2B
Exons: 6
Coding region: 185-823 (212 amino acids)
Molecular function (GO): protein binding
Source: RefSeq, a predicted model, not a curated record
GAUUUUGUUUUCUUUCAGAUUUGGUAACGUCAAGUUUGUGACUACUUCUAAAAUGUAUAAAUGAAAAGUGAGUUGUGGUUCAUAAGUUGUGCAUCGAUAAUAAAAAGAGACAAAUAAAUCAGAAAUCGUAUAAAUAUUUGUUUGAAAAUAUAUUGGUGAAGAGAGCAAGUGAGAUUAAAGGACAAUGGAGGCGAUAGCUAAACAUGAUUUUAAUGCUACUGCUGAUGACGAAUUAAGCUUCAGGAAACAUAACAUCUUGAAGGUUCUGAACAAGGAGGAUGAUAUGAACUGGUUUAGGGCAGAGCUAGAUGGUAGAGAGGGGCUCAUACCUAGCAAUUAUAUAGAAAUGAAACCGCACAGUUGGUACUACGGACGCAUUACAAGAGCAGGAGCAGAGAAACUUCUUAUGAAUAAACACGAAGGAGCAUUCGUAGUUAGGGUCAGUGAGUCUUCACCAGGCGACUUUUCUCUCAGUGUGAAGUGUGGGGACGGUGUUCAACACUUUAAAGUACUGCGGGACGCACAGGGGAAGUUUUUCCUCUGGGUUGUCAAGUUUAACAGUUUAAACGAACUCGUUGAGUACCAUCAUUCCGCUAGUGUUUCAAGAUCUCAGGACAUUAAACUGAAGGAGAUGGUUCCAGAAGAGUUUUUGGUUCAGGCGCUGUACGACUUCACCCCUCAGGAGCACGGGGAGUUGGAGUUCAGACGAGGUGACGUCAUCACCGUGACCGACAAGUCGGACCAGCACUGGUGGACCGGCGAGCUAGGAAACCGGCGCGGACUCUUUCCAGCUACAUACGUCACACCAUACCAUACGUCCUAAAUAUCAUUGUACAAUUGUGCGCUCAGAUCAGCCAUUUAUGUAGAACUGUAUGCGGUGUACAGUUGAACUUGUGAGGCCAUAUAUGUAUUACAGUACACUUCUGUUGUACAUAUUACCCGUACAAAAUACACAUGAAUACGGACUAAUCGCCUGUAAACUUACUGAAAUUACAUUCCACGUUCGUGUAGUGUAAACUGUACAGUGUACAGUAUAGCGAUAGUUAGUGUUAGUGUAUGCUGUACAGCAUUAGUAUUUGCUAGGGUAGUUUGGUACUGUACAGCACAUUAGUAUUGUAAGGAGUUUUUUUUUACUAUUCUUAAUACUGAACAGGUGCAUGGUAUACGCAAAACAUUUGUAUGGUUUUCGUUGUCAUAGAACAGCAUAAAUUAGAUUAAAUAUUCAACUUACUCGUAACUGUACAGUACAUUUACAAUAAUAUAUGGCAUACACUAGUUGCAUGUACGAUCUGUUGCGUUGUUGAACAUUUUCUGGGUUUUUUAAAACCUCGAAAUCUUUUUGUUUUAUUUUUUACUGAGUGUAAUAACGACUAUUUUAUGUUCUUUUCCUAGGCACAGUGUAUCUGGGCAGUACUUAAAUAUACAGUUUAGUACUCGCGCACUGUACACCAAACGGUACUGUACAAUGUAAAUGUACAGUACCCACAAUUAUCCCAGCUAAUAUCUUCUAUUGUUGAUGUAAAGAUUGUACAAUCUUGCAGCAGAUUCGUUAUUAAAAAUUUAUUUUCAUCGGAUGUCAACGUAUAUUUUAUUGGCCUUUCAUUAAAGAAUGCCAUCAUCGAUUCACUAAAGUAUCUAAAAUGUGCAUUUGAGAAAUUGAGAAAAUCUCUAUCUUGAUUGAUCAAGUAUCACGAAUUUUUAGUUAGAAAAAAAGAAAGGUUGUUUUUUAGGUUAUUGUUGUGAAUCAUAGAUGGCACUCUUCAAAUGAUACGCGUCAUAGAUGACGGGAUCAGUCCCUUAAUGGUUGAUUUACGUAAAUAUGGGCAGCAUUUGAAGGGGUCUAAUUAUCGUUUACAUAAUUAAUUAAUUAAAACAUUAAUUACUUUUUAUAAUUAUUCGGGAAUGCUCAUAAUUUGCAUUUUUACGUAGAAAAUGUGCGUUCAUAAAUGUUAAAUGUUCUUAUUAUUGUGUAGAGUAUAUCAUAUAUCCAGUGCUUUUUAUUAUGUAUAAGCAUCUUGAUGAAAAUCAUAAGUUUUUUGCUCUAAAAUGAAUUUUUUUCUUUUACCAUGGGUUACUUUGCAGAAACAUAGAAAUAACACAAUAGAACGAAUAUAUGAUUGAGAAAUGCGUGUUUCUCUUUCACAAUUAAAAGAAAGCUUUGUUGUUUUUUGUUUUUAUUUAAUUUUAACUAAUUUCAAUUGUUUAUUUAUCCUUAAACCCCAACCUAUCAUUCACAAUGCAAAGAAUACCGAGCUACGGAAAAAUUCGAAAUUAUUUUUUGCUUUUUGUUGGAAAAGUUUUUGUUACGUUCCUUACUAUACUUUGUAUGGUACACUAUAAAGUGAUACUGUACAAUUCAUUCAAUUUUUACAAUUUGUAAUGAAAAAUUCUACUUAUUGCACACAUACUUAUAUGUACAUGCCGUACACGUUUCUUUUCUUCUUGUACAUACACACACCCUGUGUUAUUAAGGAAAAUACACGAAGUGAAAUAGUUUGCAGAUUAUUGCUAUACUCAUUCAUAUCUCUGUAAGCCUCAUGUACUCAAUAUAUAUAUAAUGUACAUACUGUACAUAAUGUUUAAUUUUUUCCGGAUAAGGUCUUCCAGAAAAUUGUGAAGUCCUGUUACUCCCGUAUUUUACUAAUUAUAUUUAUAUAAAUUCGCCUCUUUCUGCUAUUUUUACAGUUCAAUUGUAUUUUUAUAUAGUAAUUUAGUCUCCCACCUUCGAGCCCCAGCUUUUAUUACAAAUUUAUGAAUUUGAAAUAUAGAUUUAAAUUGUUACAAAUCAAAAUGAAUUGACUAAUAUCUCCAGA